Molecule: messenger RNA, 1345 nt
Organism: Xenia sp. Carnegie-2017
Lineage: Eukaryota; Metazoa; Cnidaria; Anthozoa; Malacalcyonacea; Xeniidae
Product: kinesin light chain-like
Exons: 2
Coding region: 41-679 (212 amino acids)
Cellular component (GO): kinesin complex
Molecular function (GO): protein binding
Source: RefSeq, a predicted model, not a curated record
AAGAAAUUGAAACAAAACAUUUGGACCUGACCAUGUUAAUAUGGCGUCAACGUACGUCAGUCUAGGUUCGGUUUACAGUAAUAUGGGAGAGUACGAAAAAGCAAAAGAUUUUUAUGAACGAGUGAUAGAAAUUAAAACAAAAGCAUUUGCACCUGACCAUGUUAAUAUUGCAAUAAGUUAUAACAUCCUGGGUUUUGUUUACUAUAAUAUGGGAGAGUACGAAAAAGCAAAAGAUUUUUAUGAACGAGCGAAAGAAAUUGAAACAAAAACAUUUGGACCUGACCAUGUUAAUAUUGUGACAACGUACAGCAAUCUGGGUUCGGUUUACAGUAAUAUGGGAGAGUACGAAAAAGCAAAAGAUUUUUUUGAACGAGCGAUGGAAAUUAAAACAAAAGCAUUUGGACCUGACCAUGUUAAUAUUGCGACAACGUACAACAAUCUGGGUUUGGUUUACAGUGAUAUGGGAGAGUACGAACAAGCAAUAGAUUUUCAUCUACGUGCGAUGAGAAUUCAAACAAAAACAUUUGGACCUGACCAUGUUAAAAUUUCGAUAACGUACAGCAAUCUGAGUUUGGUUUACAUUAAAAUGGGAGAGUACCAAAAAGCAAAAUAUUUUUUUGGACGAGCGAAGAAAAUUCAAACAAAAGCAUUUGGACCUGACCAUUUUAAUAUUACGUGAAAGUAAUCACGUUGUAAUUUUCUGUGAUAGGAAAAACACAAAAAACCAACACAAUAAAGUUUAUAACGAUAGAACUUGAAAGUGAAGAAUUUGACCUAUAUUUAUCUUUUAUUUGCCAACAGCUAAAAUUCUUCCGUAUUUGAGAAACGUUUAACGAGAUAAAGGAAGAAAAAAAGGACAAAAGACAGUUGUUUUUCAGUAUAAAGCGAUAGAAAUUGAAACGAAAACAGUUGGACCUGAACAUGUACUGCAAUAAUAGACAACAAUCUUAAUCUUCAUUUGGUUAUAAACAAACUAUAGAUAUUGAAACUGAAGCAUUUGGACUUCUAUUUAUCUUUUAUUUGGUAAAAGCUAAAAUAUUUCUGUCUUUGAGAAAACGUACAAGGAGAUAGAAGAAGAGGAAAGGAAUUUGUAGCUCAUUUUCAAUGAAGUAGAAAAUCAAUUUCUCUUUUCAUUUUAGGUAUGUCUUCUUUAUACUAACGCUAAUUAGAAACAGUUGUAUUGUAGAUUUCUUUCAACAAAGUUCAAAUAGCAGCAGUUGUAUAUUUAUAAAAGGUAUAAAUAUAUUAUUGACAAUAUUCAAACAUUUGUAUUUUCAAGUUUUCGACUGUCAUUUAUUUACUGGAACAGUUUUUAUUAAUAAACUUGUAUGGAACUAUCAAAGUA